Verruconis gallopava is the source of this 1360-nucleotide messenger RNA. RefSeq lists its product as uncharacterized. The record is from RefSeq and is a predicted model, not a curated record. The coding region runs from base 33 to 1283 and encodes 416 amino acids. The transcript has a single exon. Lineage: Eukaryota; Fungi; Ascomycota; Dothideomycetes; Venturiales; Sympoventuriaceae.
CUCUCCUUUCCGCCAAACGGAGUAAGUAAUUCAUGGGGAAAUCAGAUCCGGUAUCGUUCGAAUGCACUUGUCCGGCAAAGGACGACGGCGGCGGCACGAUUCUCCUCUUCUACCGCUACUACGCGGCGCCACCAGAACUUCCGGCGGAGCUUCGCCCGCGUCUGACGGCUCUUGACGAGGUUGCGGCUUUCCACCGGACACUGUGCGAGAGACUGCAUCUCAAGGGCAAGAUCCGGGUGGCGGCCGAAGGGUUCAACGUCACCGUGGGCGGCACGAACGACGAGAUCGCCUCCUACGUCGAGGAAUGCGUGAAGCACUGGACCUUUGAAGGAUUGGAUCUCGACACGCGGGAGAAGCGGGACGAGUUCUUCAAGCCCGGCCCCGGCGGCUGCGCGUGCGCCUUCGAGAGCGCGAACGUGAGGAUCGCGGCCGAGAUCACGCCGCUCGGCGUGACCAACUACGCUCCCCGCAACUGGGACUCGGUGCGGAGCCUGUCGCCGGCUGAAUUCCACGAGAAGUGCUGGAGCGACGACAAAAAGGUUCUGAUCGACGUGAGGAAUCACUACGAGAGCCGGAUUGGCUAUUUCGUCGACCCGAGGACGGGCGACAAGGCCAUCACGCCCGAAGUUAGGCGUUUCUCACAGUUUCCACGUUACGUCAAGACGCACAUGGCAGAGCUAGACGGCGGUGCCGCAAAGUCCGGGGAGAGGAGAAAUAUCAUGACGUACUGCACGGGCGGUAUCAGGUGCGAGAAAGGUGUCAGGUGGAUGGCCGAAAAACUGCAAAUUCGAGACGGAGAUGCCAUUUGUACUUUGAAGGGAGGCAUUGCAGCGUAUCUUACUUGGAUGGACAAAGAGAUCAAGGAAGGCAGGAAAAAGCCAAGCGAUUCUCUAUUCCGAGGGAGAAAUUAUGUCUUCGACGCUCGAGGGUCAACUGGACUUUCGAACAACAGCGGCCUUUUUCCCGUGUCUACGUGUCAUGUAUGCAACGAGCCUUCAGAUCGGUUGAGCAAAUGUCGCUCAGGAAGAUGUCACCUUAUUCUUGUUGUGUGUGAUGAUUGUGAACGUACACAAGACCCAAGAUGCUGUCAUAACUGUGUCGAGCUAGACUCCGAGAUCGAGAACAGUUUAUUCGGUAAAGAAGCAAAGAGAAAACCGAUAUGCAAGUGUGAACUCGAGCGAGAAGAAAGGUUGUGGAGAAGUGGUCUUAAAGAUAGGGCUCGAGAGGAAAACGAAAAUAUUGAGCCUUUAGGCAUUAAUAUCAAACUGAAUAUAAUUGAUUGACAGUGACUUUUGGAUCAUAAUGUAACAAGUCGACCAUUCAAAGCAUUCUGAACUAGGGAAGAAAUUCUCAAAUUGAG